This is a messenger RNA of Polistes dominula (European paper wasp), 4017 nucleotides long. It is a transcript of the gene pwn, whose product is annotated as calcium-binding EGF-like domain-containing protein pawn. The record is from RefSeq and is a predicted model, not a curated record. Lineage: Eukaryota; Metazoa; Arthropoda; Insecta; Hymenoptera; Vespidae. Gene Ontology annotation, molecular function: calcium ion binding.
UUGUUUUUUUGUUUUUUUUUUUGAUGUCUCGAGAAGUGCAUCGAGUAACAGGACGAAGAACAAACAUGUCGGGAUUGACCGGGUCCAAGGCCUUAUCGGCCUUGACCAUUCUCUUCGUAACUACCGCAACCUUGGCCAUAGAAAAUGAUCGAACUUCAUCAAAAUCGUCAAAAGAUGAUUUGAUACUAAGCGCUAGCUCCUACAGUACACCUCAAAGGACCACAUUGGGUUUAGAAGAAUCUUUGACCUUUCAACGAACCUCUCCGGCAUUUCGAUUGGAAACUUCUAAAAGUGUUUAUAGUUAUGAUAAUAAAAAUGAUUUGAUAGAAUCUUAUCCGUAUGAAUCGAUCGAUCAAUUAACAUCAUCCAAACACAUUGAUCACAUAGACGGUAAUAACAUCGAAGUUAAAUCUGGAGAGUAUUAUCGCAAUAUAAUACCAACGACAACAAGUCAGUCGAUUUCGGGGGAAGGACAGGGGGCUCCGCAGGGAGGACGGAAUCACUUGACGGAGCCCCAUCAUCAGUUGCCGGUUGGAAUCCAAGACCAACCAGUACUUUAUUUGCAAGGAAUAGACCAACCAAGACAACCACGUCAAGAGAAGAUUUAUAGCGAACAUGCACCACCACCACCGCCCAUUCUACAAACUGCCUUGCCUGGUAGACAAGCCAAUCCUGAUAUUCAGGACAUCAUUACGGGUAUAGUUAAACUGUUGAACGGUAAUGUCAAUGUUGCUGCUAAUACUGUAAGACCUUUGAGACCUGUCCAAGCUACUAGGAUUAACAAUAGAGGACCACCAAGAAUUUCUGACGUUCCACCAUUACCACCAGAUUUUGAUACACCUGGUAUGAAUCCCCCACCACCACCAGACACACCAUAUCCGUUUGAUAAACCACCGAGUCUUGAUAGGCCAUUGGUUAAUCAAUUACCACCUGAAAGACCUAUCAGACCUUUCUUAAAUGGUGUACCUUUACCGGAACAAAUUGUACCUUCAGGAAAUCGUCCUUGGUCCUGGAACAGGCCUGGUGUUCAUAGACGACCCAUUCCAGCUUACAAACCUUUACCACCUAAUUUGGAUUCCAGCUUUCAUCGGGACAAAGAUCAUUUGAGCAAUGAUAAACACAUGGAAAAACCUCAUUUUGAUUUGAAACCCGAUCAACAACAACAAAUAGAACUCAAUACAACUAACGAAUCUGUAAACGUUAACGAAGAAAUGGCGACCAAUCACAAAACGAUAGAAAAUAAAAUAGUAAAUAAUCAUAAUCAGGAUAAUGAACAGGAUAAUCCUACGAAGAAAGGUGAACACGAUGAUUUUACGAAAAAGAUUCACAAGUAUCAAUCCCAUAUGAAGGAUAAAAUAAAUAAUGACAAUACUUUAAUAUUGGGUGCUAAUGAAUCUGAUGACAAUGUGAAUCAAGCUAGCAGUGUGAUACGUUACACGGAAUCACCAAAACCUGUAAUAUCAUUGAACAGUCAUACGAAGGAUACGAAGAUUACUAAAACCAACCAUCACGUUAUCGAAUCUUCGAUUAUUAAUUCAAAGAUUGAAGAUGAAAGCAAACUCGAUGACGUCACGUUGUUCUCGAGUACAAUCAAACCUACCAAAUUAUUUUCAACGAGUACUUUAAACAUUGAAACAAGUUCUUCCGUACGUGUGAUUGAACCCACGUCAACCAAGACGAACGUUCAACAGCAGUCAACAUUUGUCCCAACGAAUGAUCAUCGUCAUACGAGUAAAAUUGUCGAAACUACAACGACCACAACGACAAGGAUGGAAUUGGAACCAAGUAUUUCAUCAAUUGAAACAGAAAUUAUGGAAAUUCGUACAACAACAUCAUCUGUUAUGCCAACUGAAAGUUUACCACCAAUUACAACAACUUAUUCAAAAACUAACACUCAGAAAACUACGAUUCAUAGUUCAACGAGUAGCAACACAUUUUCGAAAAACACAGUACCUACCGAUCGAUAUUCCUAUCGACCUCGGCCUGGAAUAGUACUCGAUGAUACCUUGGAUUACACAGGAACACCAGGAUUGGCUACGCAAAGACCUUACCCACCACCAAGACCUACAUCCUUGGUUGAUAUAUUCGACGUCACGGUUUCCGCAGUUCAAGGUCCAGGUGGAAGUUCUGGUGACGGUGUUAGGGUGUCAAUUAAUGGUGGAAAUGCCGAUGUUAUUCUAACAACUGCCGUGGAAGGUCAAGGAUUUGUGAGUAUCGAUGGUAAAAGGACUUAUUUAAAUUUAUUCGACAAUACUGAUCGAACUUUAACAUCAACCACCCAGCCAAUACUUCAACCAACUCGAACUCAACCACCCCAUGUCGUUGGCACCGGAUUAGCAAUACCACAACCGGAUACUCCUAACAUCAAUCAACGUCCUAGUUUAUUAUCACCAAGACCAAAUUAUCCUAAACGACCAACUCAGCCUCCUGUUAGGAUUGAUACUUGUAUAGUUGGUGAUAGUAGUACCUGUGAUGCAAGUCAACAUGAAGCUUGUGCAACGAUUCAAGGUGUAUCAGCGUGUCAUUGUAAACCAGGAUUUGCUAGGUUACAACAUUCCUUACCAUGUAAAAAAAUCGUAAGUAUCGUGGUAUCCAUCAGGAUAGAUAGAUUUUACGAUAGAAAAGUUGUAUGGGAUCGUGGAUUAGCUGACAAGGAUACCGAAUCCUAUCAAACGUUGUCCUUCGAAGCUAACAGAGCUAUCGAGUCAGCGAUGUCUAUGACGCCAUUCUCGGACGAGUAUAUGGGAUCGUCAGUUAAUUCCGUCUAUCAAGGUGAUGUCAGUCAAGGACAAGGUGGUGUCUUUGUUAAUGCAACCCUGAAGCUAAUCUAUGAACCGAGAACUGUGCGACCCAGUUUAGCCGGUGAAUUGCAGAAACAACUGUUAGGUGUCAUUCAUAGGAGGAACAAUAAUAUUGGAAAUAGCGCGUUAUACGUGGACAGUCCUCGUGGAUCGAUAUCCAAUUUGCAAGACUUGGACGAGUGUGCAUCAUCGGAAUUAAACGAUUGUCACUCUUAUGCAACUUGUACAAAUUCAUGGGGUGGUUUUACCUGUACUUGCAAUUCAGGAUUAAAGGAUCCUCAUAAGGAUGAUACCAAUGAGUCUGGUAGAUCAUGUUUGUCAUGUCCUUCAACUCAUUGCAAUAAUCGUGGAACGUGUUCCUAUCAAAAUGAUCAGAUGCAAUGCGCAUGUACUGGCAAUUAUUAUGGGACACAAUGCGAGGUUGACGGUGAAGUUUUAGGUGUUGCUAUUGGUGCAUCUGUUGCUGCUUUGAUAAUCAUAGUAUUAACACUCGUUUGUCUUGUGAUGUGGAGUCGAAGGUGGUCACGUGAACAAAAAUCAGUAGGGUCACCUGUUUAUGGAUAUAUUCAAGGUGGAAUACCUGGAACACUUCCUGGUACAUUAGCUAGAGUAGGUUCAGUUGGGACAUUGGCAUCGGUAAAACAAGGACCACCACCUAAUUUACCACCCUACAUGUUGGCACAUUUUGGUGAUCACAUGGCAACUGCCAAUAUUUAUGCCACAGAACCUAUGGGCCCAACAAGACCAAGCUCAGCAAUGUUUGGUUAUCCACCAAUAAACGUUCACGGAACAUUACCACCGGUUCCAUUACCACGAUUGCAAGCUCCACCGAGACCAAGACAAAGACAUCAACCGGAUCCAGACAGUUCUGAUUCAGAACCUCAGGAUAAGGAUAGAGCCGAUUUGAUACCACACAGUAAUGGGUUCCAUGUGCCCAGGCCUAAAUCCAGGUCGUCUUUGGCGAAUCAAAGUGGAAUUUACAACGACGUUGAAUACGAUCAAGGAGACGUUCAGCACCUGUCCAAAAAUAAUAUACCAAUGUCCACCUAUAGACCGUAUUAUAGAACGUGAAAUUGUUUUUUUUUUUACAGAAAAAAAAAGCACAAAAGAAAAGAAACAGUCGUGGCUCAUAAGUGUCCCUUUCCUUCUCUGCUGUAAAAGAUGAGGAAAAAUUGUAAAAUAAAAUUAAAAAAAAAACAAAAAAUGAAAAAAAAAA